Hevea brasiliensis (rubber tree) is the source of this 696-nucleotide messenger RNA. Its product is annotated as probable terpene synthase 4. Bases 1 to 696 code for a protein of 231 amino acids. Lineage: Eukaryota; Viridiplantae; Streptophyta; Magnoliopsida; Malpighiales; Euphorbiaceae. Gene Ontology annotation, molecular function: terpene synthase activity; magnesium ion binding. The transcript is spliced from 3 exons. The record is from RefSeq and is a predicted model, not a curated record.
AUGGCAAGCCUUGCAGAUCCAAGCCUGCCAGGACAAAGAGUGGAGCUUGCCAAAGUGGUUUCACUUUUCCACCUUAUGCAAGACGUUUUCCAUUUCUGUGGAAGGAUCGAUCCACACAACUAUAUGAAGAUAUGUUUAAAGGCUGUAUUUGACAAUAUUGAUGAAAUUGCUUACAAAAUUCAUAGAGAUGGUGCUGCAUAUAACCCAAAACGCUCUCUGCAUAAUACGCGGACAAGACUGUGCAAUGCAUUGCUAGGAGAAGCGAAAUGGGCCGCUGUUGGGCAAUUUCCAAAGGCAGAAGAGUAUUUAAAGAUUGCAAACGAUACUUCAGGGAUAGAUGUGGUGCCACUGCACACCUUCUUUCUGUUGGGUGAGGGUACAACAAGGGAAACAGUGCACCUUGUCAAUAAUGAUCCACCCAUUAGAUCUUCUGUGUCAACCAUUUUUCGUCUUUGGGACGGCUUGGGAACUUCAGUUACGGAAGCCAGAAAUCAUGUGAUGAACAAGAUUUCAGAUACAUGGAAGCAACUCAAACUACAUUGUCUCUCUCCAAAUCCAUUUUCAGCAUCUUUCACAAGGGCUGCUCUUAACAUUGCAAGAUUGGCUCCUUUGAUACAUUGCUUCGAGCAUAGACCAAAGCUCCCAUGCCUCCAAAAAAACAUCAAGUCCCUGCUCUUUGACAGGAUUGCGGUUUAG